Molecule: messenger RNA, 2427 nt
Organism: Hyaloscypha bicolor E
Lineage: Eukaryota; Fungi; Ascomycota; Leotiomycetes; Helotiales; Hyaloscyphaceae
Exons: 1
Coding region: 458-2140 (560 amino acids)
Source: RefSeq, a predicted model, not a curated record
GAUACGAAUGGCAACGAAGAUCAGCAAAGUUCCAAUGACGUUCAUUCAGCUCUAGUUGAGAGAGUUGAAAGCCACAAGACUAGUCACGCAACAGGAGACGAAGAAAGCAACCCAAUCCGUGUUAAGGAAAGAGACAUUGACUCGGGCUCUGAGACUGUCGAUCAUCCGGAAAUCGAGCCACACAAUGCCCCGCAUGAGCAAGUGCACGAUCAUGGCAAGGCGCAUCAACAUCCAGCCGAGGACUCGACAACUCGUGAAGCGGAGCAAGACCAUUCCGAGUCCCAGUCAAGUAAUUUAACGCCGACCGAGUCAUCGAAGCCCCAAUUCUCUCACGCCAGCUCAGCCCACGUCGAACAUGCAGGUGAUAUACACCCGACAGCGGAUGGGUCUUUUAUGGAGCCGGAAGAUCAAGAACAUGAUGGGUUGGGCGACUACGCUUCAGGUGACAUGACUCCGCAUGCUGCAACUCAACCUGAUCACAACCAAGAAGAUAACAUGGAAAAAAAAUUUGCCCUUCCAAAACAGUAACCAUCAGAAACCGGAACUGGCCGAACGGGAAAUCCAAGAUGAAAGACUAGUCAGUCCAACGCGUAAGUCCAGUACUUUCGACUUCGCACCGAGCACACCUCGACACUUCAUUCAAGAGGAGCAUCAUAGCAGCCUCGCAGAAUCCCCUGCUACGGUUCUUGGAGCGGGCGACUUGUUUGAAGAUUCCGAUGAGGAAGAGGCAGAGAAAAACCACCCAGAAGCGCAUGGACAUGGCCAUGAUACGUCUCAGGAGCCUACAGUCCAAUCACCUGAGCAUACUCGAGAUGCUCAAAGAGACGGGCGUAAGAAAGAAGAAACCCAAGAUCACACCGAAACUCGAGCUUUCUUUGUAUCUCUCGUUGAUACGAUUAGACCAAACUUAUCAUUACUGAAACGACUUGCAAACCAGGAAUCUUCUUCAUCGCACUAUCAAACCGAUGAUAACCACUCAGUUUCCGAAUACUCUCCAGCGAGACCUGGCGAGUACUAUACGCCUGGGACAAUUGAGCCCGCAGGACCUUUCCAACCACAAGAGCCCGAUACUGGAUCGCAUAUUCGUACUCAUACCGCUGAUACCAUUCCUUCGCUCGAAUCGUAUGCACAGUCCGAUGAUGCCUCGACGCCAACGACCCCAUCGGAGACAGCUUCAAGCCCUUUCGUCGAAGAUCCCCAUGAACGGCCAAACAUUCGAUCUUCGUGGCACGAUAACAGUGCCCUAGAAGGUUCUGACCCCACUGAACUGAAUCAAGAGUUGAAGCUCCAAGCUUCUCCUUUGCAUGGAGAGUUCGAUCCAUACAACACCCAGACAUACCCCAACUAUAUCAGCCCCAAAGCGAGCUCAGUGAACCUGAGGUCACCGCGAAAUAGAUUCAGUUAUUCCGCCGGAGCCGAUCCUCCUCGAUUCAGCACCCAAAGCAGCAUCCCACCGCCAUCUGUGCCAGCGAAGAGGCCCCGACUCUCCUCUUUAGACACAUCUCAAGCAUCGGAAUUCUCAGAAAGUCGACCGUACGACCCCCCCGUCUCAGCAACACGCACGCACCAUGAAUCGGAGUCGCAAGCACAGUACUCUCCAACACAAUCUCGAAUCCCACGACGCCCCACAGAUCGCACAAUGGUAGCAGCGCGAACUCCAGUCUCGUCCCUGCCGAUACCAAGUAAUUCAUUCUUCCAGAAAACAAAGUCGCUCUUCGAAUCAGCAUCGCAGUCCCCAUCGCCUCCCGCACCAACUCGCCCUCUCUCAAGUCUGUUCACAGUAAACAAAGGCUUUCCCUCCCCACCACGCAGAAACCCCUCUCGACCGACAUCCUUGAUACUCAGCUCCGCAGGCCACGAUGACCUUACCCCCAAGAGUCUAGACGGAGAUGGCAUACCACCGAGUCCAGUCUUCACUCCCCCAGCAGCCGGUACACCCACAAAAGGAAAGAGGUUGGGCUAUGAGGGCAGAGGCGAGGAGCCAGUGAGACAGAGAAACAGCACCUUUUUCUUGGAUGGACUCUCAAAGCUCGUGGGUUCGGGUGGGCUUGAAGACAGUAUGCAUAACCCGAAUCGGCGCGCGAGUGUGAAGGAGAAGGAGCCGUUGCUUAGGAAUACGGGGGAGGUGGAUGGGUAUUGACCACACUCGGGUGACAGGGGGCUGACUGCACCGGAUGUGAGGAUAGGGAGAGGGGCGAUAAAGGUUACGAAUGUGGUGAGUGUUGGGCCCGGUUUUGAGAUGGAAAGGGGAGGCGCUUGAAGGUGAAGGCUCAGGGAGAAUUCAAGAUGGCGUGGCUUUGGUCUGAGGGGUGGAGGGCCAGGUUGAGAGCGGGUGGGGACUUGGUUGAGAAGUGUAGAUUUGAUAUUGAGAGAUAGCGAUUGCGAGUCUAUCUAUAAGUGUUUGAAUUUAAGCUACGAUACCAUUCC